AAAUCUCUUGGACAAUGGGAAAAUACAAACGUUAGUGGUCAAAAGUUGUUCAAUAUUGAAAAAACAAAAAAGAAACCUCAUGAUAAACAUAUUCUUCAAACUUUUCAAGAUGGUGACACCAGUAAGUGGGAUUGCACAACACUAUUUGCAGCAAUAUUGUUUUCCAACUCAAUAGGAACAAAAGUUAACACAAAAGUUAGUUCUGCAGUUGAUGCACUUCGUAUUGUUAGAAACAAGUUUAUUCAUAAUAAUUUUGGAAGAGUAUCUGAUACCAAAUUUAACAAAAUGGUUUGUGAUAUUGAAAAUUCGUUUCAUGAUCUAGGAUUUUCAUUCAAUGAAAUUAAUGAAAUUAAAUGUCAACGAAACAGAUUUGAUUCUUUUCAAGUACUUCCUUGCAAACCAAAUCACGAUGUUGUUAGACGUACAAAAUUACUUAAAAAAAUCACAGCAGAUCUGAAUAACUUGCGAAGUACUAACAAUAAUGAACUAACAUAUUACUAUAUUUCUGGAAAUCCUGGCAGUGGUAAAUCUCAAUUAGCUAGACAAAUUUGCGACGAAAUGUUUAACUCUGUUGACUGGGAAAAUAAAACUACAUUUGUUAUGACACUCGAAGGAAAAGACGCUGACUCUCUCUUAAAAACUUAUAAUGAACUUUGUCAACGUUUGAACAUCAAUGAACAUUUUAUUGAAAAUAUUUUAAAAAAGAUAGAAAGCAGCGAAGACAGAAUCAAACAAUUUCAUUUCCUGCUGACACAAAAACUGAAAUCUUGGAAAAUAUGGUGGAUUGUUGUAGAUAACGUGGUUAAACUUGAUAAAAUUUAUCCAUUAUUACCUCAAGUUGGUGAUCAUAAUUGGAAAAAUGGACAAAUUGUAGUAACUGUUCAAAAUACAGACGCUAUACCACCAGAUGGGAAUCUAAACAAACACAUUUCAAUUAGUCAUGGUAUGAAUGAUAAAGAAUGUCGUCAACUUCUAUCUGUCUAUACCGAUAUUCAUAAUCAUGAUGAAGAGUUUUUAAAGAAUUUGUCAGAAAAAUUAGAUCGUCAACCAUUGGUCCUGGCAAUUGCUGCUUACUACGUAGGUAGUGUAAAAAGUGCAAAUCUUGAAUUCACGUGGGAGCAAUAUUUCGAUAAGUUGAAUGAAGGAGAGCGACAGAGCAUGGAUGCCACAUUUCAAAAGGUCAAUACAGCAUAUUCUGGAGGUAAAUCAACUUUAUUGAAAACUGUUGAGUUGGCAUACUUUGUAAAUGUAUUAAAAAAAUUUUACAAAUAUAAACAGGCCAUCAAUGUACUUAAGGAAAUAAUAUUAAUUCAAACUAGAGCGUUAGGCGUCAAUCAUGUGGACGUUUCAUAUUCGUACAACAAGCUGGGUGGUUUGCUUCGGGAGAUUGGAGAUUACAAAAAAGCAAAAGAUUUUCUUGAGCGAGCGAUGAAAAUUCAAACAAAAGCAAUUGGACCUGACCAUGUUAAUGUUGCAUCAACGUACAAUAAUCUGGGUAUGGUUUACCUGAAUAUGGGAGAGUACAAAAAUGCAAAAGAUUAUUACAAACAAGCGAUAGAAAUUCAAACUAAAGCAUUUGGACCUGACCAUGUUAAUGUUGCGACAAUAUACAACAAUCUUGGUUUGUCUUACAAAUAUAUGGGAGAGUACGAAAAAGCAAAAAAUUUGUAUGAACGAGCGAUGGAAAUUGAAACAAAAGCAUUAGGACCUGACCACGCCCAUAUUGCGACAACAUACAACAAUCUAGGUUCUGUUUACAGUCAUAUGGGAAAGUACAAAAAAGCUAAAGAUUGUUUUGAACGAGGGAUGGAAAUUGAAACGAAAGCAUUAGGACCUGACCACGCUGAUAUUGCGACAACAUACAACAAUCUAGGUUCUGUUUACAAGGAUAUAGGAGAGUACGAAAAAGCAAACGAUUUUCUUCAACGAGCAAUGGAAAUUCAAACGAGAGCAUUUGGACCUGACCACGUUAAUAUUGCGGCAACAUACAACAAUCUAGGUUCUGUUUACAGGGAAAUUGGAGAGUACAAAAAACAAAAGAUUCUCAUUAACGAGCGAUGGAAAUUGAAGCAUAAGCAUUUGGACCUGACCAUGUAA
Molecule: messenger RNA, 2097 nt
Organism: Xenia sp. Carnegie-2017
Lineage: Eukaryota; Metazoa; Cnidaria; Anthozoa; Malacalcyonacea; Xeniidae
Exons: 2
Cellular component (GO): kinesin complex
Molecular function (GO): protein binding
Source: RefSeq, a predicted model, not a curated record